ACUCGAGAUCUACAAGAAACGACAAUUAGAGCUUUUUAUACGAUUUAUAUAUACUUCACACAAAAACGUAUUCUACUUACUGCACGAGUAAAAAAAGAAAGAUUAUUUGAUUGCGCCGAAACAGAUGACACCUGCCUUAUCGAACCUUCUUCACUCAAGCACAAAGUGUAAACAAACGAAAAACGUAAUGACCAACGCUCUUUCUUCGAUAAAUGAAUGAAUAAAAAUGAAUGGCAGAAAAAAAAAUAAGCGUACGUUCACGAGAGAAACGAUACGAUAAACAGAGGACGAAGAGAAAUAAUGUAGAAAGAAAAAAAUAUCAGUACGAGUAAGAAUAACUUGAGAAUAUCCCAUUGGUUAUACAAUAAUGAUCGUUUUGCGCAGAUCGAGUCAAUGCGGCAGAAAAAUCAGAUCAAUGCGAUUAUUUUACAUGAAAGGGUAAUUGGGCCUGGAUCCUAAUCAAGACAAUUAGAAAGAGAGAGAAAUAGAGAGAAAGAUAGAGAGAGAGAGAGAGAGAGAGAGAGAGAGAGAGAGAGAAAAUGAGUGACAUGAUCACUUUAGGUACUUCACUACAAAGGAAGGAAGGAAUGAAAAUGAACGAACGUACUGCGGUGCGUAUACGCGUUAGAACACGAGUACAAGAGAAAAAGAGAGAAAGAAAGAGAGAAAGAGAGAGAGAGAGAGAAAGAGAACCGUUUUGGUAGUUUUGAUUACGUCGACGCACGGUCGACCUAACCUCAAAACAAGCGUCUUCUAUUCUUUUUUUAUGUCGUUCUUCUCGAAAUAGAUAUAUAAUCGAGAAAUUUGUAAAAAACGAAACAAAAGAAAAGAAAGGAAGGCGAUGAACCUUCUCUCGAGUAGCUAAAUUGUACAUGAAAAAGACAAAGAAGAAAAGAAGAAAAGAGGAAGGGAAAGAAAGACAGAAUGAGAGAAAGAGAGAGAAAGAAAAAGAAAGAAAGAAAGAGAGAGAGAAAGAGAGAGAGAGAGAGAGAGAACGAAAAAUAGAAAGGAAAGAGAAAAAGAAAAAGAAUGAAAGAACGAGGGAUAGAGAUAGAGAAAGAGAGAGAAAGAAAGAAAGAAAGAAAGAAAGAAAUAAAGGUCGUGGGGUUAGUUUAAAACGAGGAACGAGAACCCGUGACAGGUUGACACACGUCAAAUGUCCAAAUCAAUGGCUCGUAGAGAGAUCGCUAUCGAUGCCGAAAAGAGUCAAGAUCAUAAGUAGUAUGGUAGAGAAAUGGUAGCUGUGGUGGAUAGUGGCAACACACUACUUUUUUUUAACGCGUUCUCAAAGAAAAGAAGAAGGCCUCUCUCGCGUUCGUAGUGUAUGUAUACGCGUGUACAUACACGUAUGUGGUUACACAGGUAGAGAAGGAGAGACUGGGAACGCGUAAGGUGUAUAUUAGUUGAGUGAGAGAGAAGGAGAGACUCACCGCUGUGUCCGGUGUUGCUCGACGACUGGCCCAUUAUUAUUGUCGCACCUUGGACGAUGUGAGGCACGAUGAGAGGCACGAGGCGAUGCUCCACUGUCCUCCGAAACCCGAACUCACGUGAACUUCUCGAAGAGACAUGGAAGCGAGAAAGACCGACACAUUUUUUUCCUCGUUCGAAACAAUAAUACACAGAGUCACAUUGUGCUGGUGUGGUGGUCGUUGUAAACCGUGCGCGGUGUGUCGCUACGGCAGAGGAGACGUGCACCAGCCUCCUUUCCCUUCCCUCCCAACCGCCAAUCUUUCUCUCUCUCGCUCAUUCGCUCUCUCUUUCUCUUUCUCUCUCUCUCUCUCUCUCUUCUCCUACAUUUCUCUCUCUCUUUCUCUCUCUUCCCCUACAUUUCUAUCUUUCUUUCUCUCUCUCUCUCUCUCUCUCUCUCUCUCUCUUUCUCUACACCUCUCUUUCUCUCUCUCUCUCUCACGCCGUCGAAAGGUGAUUGGCCCGCGACGCUGCGCGCGCAUGCGCGACCCGCGACAAUUCAAACCUCCUUUUCUAUCUUUAUCUCUUACGGCGCCUGCGGAGUUUUACACGAAUUAUCAACUUCCUCGAAUGAAUCUACCGCACCUUCCCGCGAUUCUUUUUUAUCGUAUUGUCGAAACAAUUAGAUUAUUUUUAUUAUUUAUAUCUAACAUUGUAAAAAUACGUAAUAAAGUAUAAAUCGGAUUCCAUUAACUUCGUAUAUAGCUAUGUUCAUUAUAACUGUAUUCAUUUUUUAUUUCUACGAAAUCUAGAUGGAUUCUAUCGGUCUUACGAAGAAAUACCGACAUCCUCCCUCCCACGUGUUUCCAUUUCUACUAGAUCGCUGUCUCCUUUCAGUAAAUCAUAAACUGCACCCAGAAUUCGCGUGCCGCAUGAUCGUCGUCGUCAUCGUCGUCGUCGUAGUUGUAGUCGUAAUCGUUGUCAUAGUCGUUGUCAUCGUUCUCGUUCGUUCUUUACUAAAACACUAUCACGCGAUUACUUCGCGAAAAAGUAAUUUGAAUAAAUCGAACAACUGGUUCAAUUUUUGCUUUUGAAACGUUUCUUCUUGUUGUUGAAAGAUAUUCGACGAACCGCUAACGAUCUCCGAAGAUACACGUCUAGUCCGUGUCCCUUUGCCCUGAAAUUCCUUCGAGAUUUGCCAGGAUAAAGGGGGAUAUAAUGAGGUGCGACGCAAGGAAGAUGAUAAUCGAUCCGUUAUGAAGUUAUAAAUCUUCGAAGAAGAGAUCGAGCUCUAACAACGGUCCGAGGCUACGAUAUAUAUAUUCCCUUGGCAACGUCGUGGCAAAACAUUACGUCAGUAGUAAGGAAGUGCAAUACAUCAAGGAACGUUGUCGAGGCCUAUACUUCUUCGUAGAAGAUCUCUCUAUGGAUCUAAUAAGUAAGAAUAAGUUCAAUCGUAGACGGUGGAUCGUAAAACGAUUUUGAAAAGUAGUAUAGAUCCAACAAAUUUUUUUUCAAUCGAUAUCGAUCCUGUCAUGAGCGUCGGCGAAGACCUUCAUCGACGACUUUUUCAACUGUCCAACAGCUGAUGAAGAUCCGUAGAAUUUUUCAUGAAGCUAAUAGUACUUUCCUUUCAAAGGAAAAUGAAUCGGGAAUGUUCUUCGAUUCUUUGCAUUCUCAUGUUACUAAUGGUUCUUCUUCAAAGAGCUUGGGCUAUUGAUUGUUUUAAAUGUGUCUCAAUCGACGGUGAUAACAAACCCUGUGACGAUCCCUUUCACAAUAAUGGCAGUCUUGCCUUUUUGGAGUCACCUUGUUUGGGUGGUCGCAAAGGUCGAGACGGUCUGUUUCCUGCGACCGCUUGUAUAAAAAUAGCUGGGAUAUAUGACGAAUCCGGUGUUUCACUUACUGUCAGAAGCUGUGCGUUGGAUAGCGGAACUCUGACAACGGAUUCUGAGAUCAUAAGAAUGUCUCAUUGCGGUGGUUUCUAUUUCGACGAUAAAUACGUUCGGGGUUGUGUUCAAUCAUGUAAUGACGCAGAUGCAUGUAACGGGACUAAUCGGAUCAAAGAAACAUCUUUGAUCAUCUUAAUAUUAUUUAUUUUUUUCGGACUCGUUUGAGCGAGACGAAUUCAAUCUAAAGUACAAUUAUAUCAGUCAAUGAGGAAAAGACAUACCUAAUUAUGUUUGAUCAUUUUCUGAACACAAAUAACGAGAACUGCCACAUUACGAUAUUUUUAACCGACCGUCGCUUUACAUCGAACAAAAUCGAAUAAUCUUUUGAAUAAUUUUGUAAGCUUAUACCUUACGACAUGUAAUAACAUAACUUUGCGAUCCCAUUUAGGCUUUUCACCAUUGCUACAAUUUUUUAUCUUCAUUCUAAAAUGUAAAAUCGAUAGUUCGUAAACGAAGAACAUACAAUUGUCAUAAUCAAUUUGUAUAUCUUAAUUAUAUCGUCAAAGAAAUAAACUAUUACUCG
This is a messenger RNA of Vespa velutina, 3882 nucleotides long. RefSeq lists its product as uncharacterized. The transcript is spliced from 4 exons. Bases 3018 to 3524 code for a protein of 168 amino acids. Lineage: Eukaryota; Metazoa; Arthropoda; Insecta; Hymenoptera; Vespidae. The record is from RefSeq and is a predicted model, not a curated record.